Drosophila biarmipes is the source of this 12014-nucleotide messenger RNA. RefSeq names its product rho GTPase-activating protein 100F (gene RhoGAP100F). Gene Ontology annotation, biological process: signal transduction. Gene Ontology annotation, molecular function: protein binding. The transcript is spliced from 11 exons. The record is from RefSeq and is a predicted model, not a curated record. NCBI's taxonomy places the organism in Eukaryota, Metazoa, Arthropoda, Insecta, Diptera, Drosophilidae. Bases 1424 to 7030 code for a protein of 1868 amino acids.
GAGUGUUUCAGUUCCGAUCAGCGAAUAUUCCUCAGUUAUUCCACUGAAUAAAGACAGAAUUGCAGUGAAAAAACACGGAAAACCCCGCGUGCCAGGUGCCCAAGAGGUGGGAUCAAACGGGAAACAACUGAAAGUGCCGCUGAACAGCGAAGAAAAGCGAACGAAAAACGCCGCAGCAAAGUGAAAAAAGCAAUAGGGAGUUGUGGAGAGGGAGUGGGAGAGAGGGAGGAGCGCCAUCGCGGUGGUGGGUGUACGUGUGCGAGUGCGUGCAUUGGUGUUGUGUCCGUAUCCGUGUUAUCGCCAGCAGCAUUGAGUUGCUCCAAAUUCGCGGCGCAUGCGCAGGACAUUAGCUCGCGCUCUCUGGCUCUCUUUCUCGACUUGGAAACGGAACAGGAUAUUUUAUUAUACUGAAAUUCGUACGCAGGAAAUUCGCAUAGUUGCGAAAGCUCCGCGCUGCCACACGGACGCAUUCCGCUGCUGGCUCCCCGCUGACCCGCUCACCCGCACACCCUCACCCACACACACGCGCCCGCCCGCACACUCGCGCAGAAAUCAAUUAAAGGGAAAAGAUAAGUUGCAGUUUUUCCGGGCCCCGAAAACAUGCUGAAAUUAACACACAAGUGGCGAAAAAAAUGCCGCAGCAAAACAGUGGCAGGCAAAGCGGUGAAAGCGACGAAACUGUGAAACUCAAGAAUGGCAACGAACGCACUGCGGAGAAAGUAGCAAAGCGCAGAGAGAGAGGCUGCGAGGAUGUACUGCCAUUGCGAGUUCCCAGCCAUUGACCACCGAACCAGCGACUUGUCCCCAACAACAAAAGCACCCGCGUAGCCAUUUGUACUUGCACUUUGCAUUCUCACUGCCCGGAAGCAGAGCAGCUUCGGCGGAAAUUAACACAAAUCGAAGUCGAAAAAGUGGCAGAGCGGAGCAGGCGAGAAAGGGAUAGAGAAAGAGCGAGCUACCGAGAGAGCCAGUGCAUCCUCCACAGCGCGGCACACAUUUUCGGCCGGUGACUGCAACGGCCCACUCCUCCGACUCCGGAUCCGCCCUCCGACUCCCGCCCUCCCCUCGCCCACCCCGCUGUCCCUUGCAAUUUGUGAUCUCAUGUUUUCAUAACUCGGGCAGCAGCCGUUGGCACGGAUUAGACGGAACCGUCAGGCGUCAGGCGUCAGGAGGCAUCCGGUUGCAAAGUGCAGGACUCUCAACUCACAACGAACAAGCCGAACUUGCAUUUUUAUAUCGCAUUUUUGUAAGGAACCAGAGAAACGUGUUCAGCAUCGACCAAAUGCCAUCGCCACCAGCUCCAGUCGGACGAGCGAGCAAAUACGGCAAUUAACAGAAGUUGCCUUCGAACGACACCCCACCCAAGGCGAGAGGAAAGGACAGGAACGAAGGAAGGUAUUCCCAAUCGGAUCCCCACUAAUAAAUGCAGUGGAAGAAGAAGUUUACUCGAUUGAAAGCAGCUACUGGAAAUUCGCGUGUGCGAAGAAUGCUUUGUUGUGGACGUAGAAAGGAGAAUGGAAGAUCAGUUCCUGAUGUCACUGCCAGCCCGGGACGCGCUCCUCCCGGCCCGCUGCCCGCCAACCAGCUGUCCUCGCUGGGCAACCAGCAACACCACGGCAACCAGCAGCAUCACGGCAACCAGCAACAUCACGGAAACCAGGGCAACCACCGCGGGGCGAGCGGUAGUCUGUCGAACGCCGCCGGGGUCAAGGACCCGGUGAUGCUUCAGGGCGACUUCCGCAAGGUCAGCGGCAUCAGCUCGGAGAUCUUCCGCCAGAUAGAGGCCGUCGAGAAUGACCACGAUCCCAACACGGCCGCGGCCCUGGAGGCGGUGGAGCGACGCGGGGAGAUGAUCGUGCGCGUCCUGGAGCCGCGAUGCAUGGGCAGCAAGCAGGCGGUGGACGCCGCCCACAAGCUGAUGAACAAGGCGGACGGGCGACACACGGUGCAGCUGGUGGAGAUCGUCAAGCGGCCGGGUCAGACGCUGGGCCUGUACAUCCGCGAGGGCAACGGGGCGGAUCGCACCGACGGCGUGUUCAUCUCGCGGAUCGCCCUUGAGUCGGCGGUCUACAACAGCGGCUGCUUGCGGGUGGGCGACGAAAUCCUGGCGGUGAACCUGGUGGACGUUACCCACAUGUCCCUGGACGAUGUUGUCAUCAUUAUGUCAAUUCCGCGCCGCCUGGUGCUGGCGAUACGGCAGCGGCGUGGCAAUCGUGGCACAGGAUCACCCGGACCGCCGACGCUCUCCCGACCGGAACAGAAACCGCCACCGGUUGUUGUGAUCAAGCGGGAUCUGCGGGACGAGGAUCUGGACGAGACGGACCGGAUGCCGAGACCGCGCUCAUCACGUGAAAGACGUACAGGUAGAGAUGGCCGCGAAAUGACGGAGUCGCGAUCUCGCUUGGGUUUGGGGCUCAAUAACUACAGCCCGCAGUCGGAGCAACUGGAUAUGUACUACAAUACCCGCGGCGGAGGAGGAAGUGGAGCCAUGGGUGAGCCGCCGAACUGGGGCUACAAGCCACCGCCGCCACCGUCUUCGGUGAUUACGGAGCAGCCGACGAAAGGCCAUGCUUUUGCUCCAUCGCACGCUUACUACCAGAAUGCUGGCACCCUGGAGAGCCUGGCGGAGAAGGUACACGCCUUCUAUCCCGGACAGCCCGGCGCUCCGCCUGUGGGACCCUCGAGACGAAUGUCCACGGGCACCGGCAACGUGGGUCUCGCUCAACAACAUGCCAGAUUCCCGCGUUCUGGUUCGGAUCAGCAUUUACCUCGCGUUGAAUAUGCGGACUAUUCGAACUCCCUGGGACGGCACUCCCUUUUGCGGUCGAGCUUGAAGCCAGGAACGGCUGGAGGAGCUCCAAUGCCAGUGGGAGUGGGUGGUACUCUGGGCCGCUACGGGCGCUACGACCAACAGAGAGGCGGGGUGUCCAAGUACGGUCCACCAGCAGGCGGAGCUCAAUCGCUGACCCGUCGCUCCCGACCAAAUCUGGACUAUUCCAGCGAUACGGAGGCUACAAUUGGACCCAGGCCAAGUUACUACUACUAUAACAGACCCGCCAUCGGCAGCAUGCCAAGGGGAUCGGGUGGAGCAGGCGGAGGAGUUGGAGCAGCUACAGCCGCUGCCUUGUUAGCCGGAGCCGCGGAUCUCAACAAAUUCAAUUCAUUGCCACGGGAGCGACCAGGAGUGAGAUUGCAGGGCAUUCGCUCCAGGAUGGGUGACCGUUUGGUGGACGAGAACGACGGCAACACUUCGGCACCCGAAUUCGACGCGAGGAGGGGCAGGGACCUGCGGCAGCGAAUAACCGCCAGUCCGUCGAUAUUCACUGCGGACGAGUAUCGCGCCUGGCUAAGAAGGGCACCCAGCAGUUCUGCGAUUGCGGAACAAAUGCGAAUGACUCGGGACAUGUUUGCCCAGCCACGAGCUCAGCGAUUCUCGUGCAGCGCAGAGAACAUCCACGAUGCUCUGAGGAAUACGGAGAGCAUCUACUCCAGUAGAACCCACAUCCUCGGCACGGGCACUCUCGAUCGGAACAUGGGUCUUACUCGGCCUAUCUCCGCGCUACCCGUGCGAUCUAUGUCCUCGCAGCACAUUGGGGGAGCCGGAUCCAUUCGUUCACCCAGCAUACGGCGCAUGAGGCAGCUGCUGGAACUAUCUGCUGGUCCUGCUAGUCCCAGCGGAAGCAUCCUAAGCACCGGUGGACACCAAAGUCCGGCACCCACGCCAAGUGCCACGUUGCCCCGCCCACACCGCCAGAUCGACAUCAACCCUGCGGAGUUUGCGAAGUAUAAGCUGGACAAGCCCAUCGUGGAUAUAGGAGGAAUCUCCGGCAUGUUGUGGAUUCACUUGCUCGCAGGCCGCGGCCUUAGAACAGCUCCAGAGGGAGCGGCAGGACAGGCGCCACCAGGCCAAACCAGAGAUCUCUAUUGCGUCAUCGAGUGCGAUCGCGUGCACAAAGCACGCACCGUGGUGCGUUCCGGUGACCUGCAGUUCGACUGGGACGAGUCCUUCGAGCUGGAUUUGGUGGGCAACAAGCAGUUGGACGUACUGGUCUACUCCUGGGAUCCGCAGCACAGGCACAAGCUGUGCUAUCGAGGGGCCAUCUCAUUGUCGUCGAUCCUCCGGCAGUCUCCACUCCACCAGCUGGCUUUGAAGGUGGAGCCCAGAGGCACGAUAUACAUUCGCAUGCGCCACACGGAUCCACUGGCUCUCUACAAGCGAAGGGGACUGCCCAGCCUGAGAGCCGGUUACCCCACGCUCUUCGGCGCCGACUUGGAAACGGUGGUCAACAGGGAGUCUAAGAACGCGCCCGGAAGUGCACCGGUUCCCAUCGUUUUAAGGCGUUGUGUGGAGGAGGUGGAGCGCCGGGGGCUCGAUAUAAUCGGGCUGUACCGACUGUGCGGCUCCGCCACCAAGAAGCGACUGCUGCGCGAGGCCUUCGAGCGCAACAGCCGUGCCGUGGAAUUGAGCCCGGAACAUGUUCCUGACAUCAACGUCAUCACCGGCGUGCUCAAGGACUACCUCAGAGAGCUGCCGGAGCCCCUGUUCACGCGCUGUCUCUUCCAGAUGACGGUGGAUGCCUUGGCUGUCUGCCUGCCAGAUGACCCGGAGGGCAAUGCGAAACUGAUGCUUAGCAUUCUCGACUGCCUGCCGCGGGCGAAUAGGGCCACCCUGGUAUUCCUGCUGGACCACCUUUCGCUGGUCGUUUCCAACUCGGAGCGGAACAAGAUGUCCGCCCAGGCGCUGGCCACCGUGAUGGGCCCACCGCUGAUGCUGCAUUCGGCGAGUGCGCAGCCGGGCGCUGACAUCGAUCACGCCCAGCCGAUCGCGGUGCUCAAGUAUCUGCUCCAGAUCUGGCCGCAGCCGCAGGCGCAGCAUCAGCAGAUGGCGCAGCACAUGGGCGGCGCUGCGGGGGCGAUGAUGGGCGGCUUGGCCACCGCCGGCAGCAUGAGCAAUAUGGCCGGCGUUGCUUCAGGUCGGCGCGGCGAGUCAACAGGGCAGCGUGGAAGCAAAGUCAGUGCGUUGCCAGCGGACAGACAGCAACUUCUACUGCAGCAGCAGGCGCAGCUCAUGGCGGCGGGCAAUCUUCUGCGCUCGUCCACUUCGGUAACCAACAUACUCUCCCAAGGCCAUCCUCAGCUCUCAGCCACAGCCAACAGUCAUCUGUAUCAAUCAGUAGUGGGUCAGUUAGCUCAAUCGCAUCGAGCCUUGCAACAAGCGGUGCAACAGCCCUAUCAAUUGGGGGGCUCAGUGGGCUCAGCAAUUCCCGACCAAUCGCCACUGCCACUUCCAGGCACACCCUCCCCCGGCAGUAGUUCGGCGUCGACGGGCUCGGGCUCCGGAUCCGGAUCGGGUAAAAGCACGGAUACCAUCAAGCGCGGUGCUUCGCCCGUUUCGGUGAAGCAAGUCAAGAUCGUCGACCAGCCGUCUAGCCCCUACUCCAUCGUGAUGAAGAAGCCGCCGCUGCAGAAGGACACGCCCGUAGAAAUUACCACGCCGACCACCCAAGCAGAUUCAGCCUCUUCCCUGGGCGGAAGCACUAGAGACAAAGAAAGCAAUGGAACAGCAUCUCGCAGGGGAAAUGUGGACUUCUAUGAACCGCACAAAGCGCAGUCCAAGAGUUCGGUGACCGAAGAAUCCAGCUACACCUCCAAGUACUCCGGCCUGGCUGCUAAGAAGAGCAGCUUUGGCAACAGUAGCUACACGCCAAGCAAGGCGAAUGCCAGUGGGCUCUCCGCCGGCGAGGACUACAAGGCCAUGCGUAACAAGUCGAGCGCCACUUCCAGCUCCAGUUCGUCCCAGGCCACGGUUCUGAGUGCUGGCUCGACGGCCACCUCAGCCCCGACCACCUCUUCGGACGAUUCAGAUGAUCUGGUCUCCUACAAGUCCUCGGCCUCCACAAACGCCUUGUUAGCCCAGUCGCAGGCCAUGACCACCAGCCAGCUGAUGUCUAAGUAUCUGAAGCGGGAGCCACGGGUGCAGUUUACGCCGAUUAAGUCCCCGGACUCACCCUCUCCUCCGGGAGGCGGCGACGGGCUGCCCAAGGGCACUUACCAAUUGGUCACGCCAAGCUCAGGCUCAUCGACCAAGCCGGGUGCUACCACUGGAGCCAUUAGCAAGUACACCACCAGCUCAGCGGACUCGAACACAAAUACAAACAGCCAGAAGUUGUCAUCGCCCUCGCGACUGUCCAGCAGCAAGGAUAGCAACACAAAGACGGGAGCGGUCAGCAGCACCACGGCCUCGCUGGUUUCCACUGGUCGUCGACUGUUCGACAGCCUGGCCUCUUCAUCGUCCUCGGAGACGGAGACCAAGACCUACAUAGGUGGCACCAUUGCGGCAAGUGGGGCAAGUACGCCUGCAACCUACACCAAUGACACCAGGAACUCCGGCAGCAGUAGCAGUAAGUCGGGAAUGGGAGCGGGAUCUGGGUUGGGAGCGGUUUCGGGGGCAAACUCCGAGGGCCGAAGCUAUGGCAGUACGCUCUUCGGCAGCAGUGGCCUGGGAAACGGCAAUGGUAGCAGCCACAGCCACUCCAGCGCCAGUCCGAGUCCAUUCACCACCACCAACGGCAACGGCAACCACAAUACCAUGCACCUGUACGGCACGUUGCCCAAGAAUGGGGCUUCCACGGGGGCUGCCCUGUUUGGCGGAUCGGCCAACAGCUCCUCGUACCACUCCGCGGGGAGUGGAAGUGGAGCAGGAACCGCCAGCAGCAGCGGGGUUAGUUCCAUGACGGGCUCCACCAACAGCUACGACUUCUACACGAGCAGUAGCUCCAGUGGCAGUGGCUCGCGACCCUUCGCCAACGGGGGCAACAACUACCACACACUGGGAACCUACAGGGCCCAGUAUGCGGCCACCAAUCCCUUCCUAGAUGCCUUCGAUGAGAAGCCGGGCAGCAAUGGGGGUAGCCACGGGGAGGAGAAGCUAGGCGCGGACAAGGGCCACCACAGGGCGGCUGUAAUGGCGGCUUUCCAGUCGUCGGGAGACUCGAAAAACGGUAGCGAUGAGUAUGAUGAUAUCAAGUGAGUUACGAAAAGUGCUAUUAAAUGCAUCUAGAAAGAAGGAAAGAACAACUGGAACUACGUUUAUACGCCUUAAAUGAGGGACUAAGAGAUGUGCAAGUGCUAGUUUCUUGUUAAACUUCUUGGUUCUCAAUCUAACUCUGUGCAAAAGCUUGGAUUCAAUUCAGAUUUCCUUCAUCGGAAAGGAAAAAAUUAGUUUUUUCCUACCACUUGUCUUGUAAAUAAUAUCGGUCUAAAUCAUUGAUGCAAUGAGUGCGCACGAGUAUAAGCGUAGUUACUUAACGAAAGAGUACGAAAAUGAAUGCCAUACAAUGCUGAAAGUGUUCUUUUGAAGUAUUUACAGUUUACAAAUUUACAAGAUACGAAAGAUAAACGAAUAUAAGCCCCUAAAAAUGAACGACACGAAACGAUUUUGCAACCAGCGUCAAGUCCCUGUCCCAUGGAAGCCCAAAGGCCAUCCACUAAAGCAAGAAUAUAAAACUAUAUAGUCAUCGAGCUCUGUGUAUGUGUGUUUAUAAAUACUUAAUGGAAGCUUAUCAUUGGUAGCUUUAACCUUCUGCAACGCUCGACAGUGGGCAGCCAUUCAGCUAACCCGAAUCCGAAUUCAAUAGGAUUUACGAACAGUAUUUUUGAAUGAACUAAAACAUAAAUUAAAGACAACACCGUAUACAACAAAGUACAUAAUACAAUAUAAAAAGAAAAACUUAAACAAAAGGUUGAUCGCGCAUUUAAUUUUUACAAACAAACGAUUUCUACAUAAACUUACACGCCUCUAAUAGACAAUUAAGUUGAUAACGUAUUUUUUCGUAAUCCCACUUCACAGUGAAAGCUGUAUAUAAAAAGAUGCUAGUUCACCACAUCCUAUCUCUAGUCUAACCGCAGCAUCUGCUAUGUGUGUGACCGUGACCAACUCUCUAAUCAGUAAAACCAGUAUACACGACUAUGACAACCUAUCUAAAUUAACUAUUGGACGACUUUUAAGCAACAUGUGUAUUUGCCUAAAGUGUUUCCCUAUGCCUAUUAUAUAAAUCUCUAUACACACGUGCAUACGUGAUUGGAAGUGCCGAUCGCCUCGUACCACAGCGCUGGAAGAAACGAACACCACACGGAUACUGACAUGCAAAUACAAAUACAUGAAUUUACUGACGAAUCGAUGUGCUUAGUUUUUGUAUGAAACAAAGUCUGAUAUACACACUAAUAUACAACAGUACAGUAUAAUAUUUAUAAACGUUUAAACAUAAUUAUACAAGCGAUGAAAAAGUAACAAAAGGAGAGUAAUGCUAAAAUAUAUACUACAAGAUAACAAAUUAACACGCUUUGCGACUAAGAGAGUUUUACAGCAGUUAUGUUUUUCAAAGCUUUUUGCAACGUAUGACCAACUGUGCUUAAUCCCAAUCAUACAGUAAUAACAUAUGAAUGAGCAUAUAACGAACUCAAUCGCAUAAACCCUAUAAACUACUUUCGAGUACCACGCUGCGGAACUGUAAAUACCCAGAAAGAUAUUCCCCUCUCGGGUCUAGUCAAAAAAUCGUCAGUUGAAGCUAGGUCCUAGUCAAAGGCCUCGCCGGUCAAUACACAUAGCCUACAGUGACAUAUUAUUUAACUAGGUGUAACAGAAAAAUAGCCGAGAAGAAAUUAGGAAAGCUAGAAAACAGAUUUAGAGGCCGACAAAGAUUUAUGUUAGCAACCAAAAAUGCAUAAUCGUUCGUCUUCAUGCAAGUACAACUUCCCUCAGCAGUUCAACCACACCAAUUGAAAACAUAGAUCUAAUCAUAUUCAAAUUCAUAGUACAUUUUUCAUAACUAUUCAAAAAUAUAUAAGCCCAUGCGUAAACGCAACUAUAAGCUAGAUUGUGCAAUAUUUGAUUUUAACAAUUGACACGGAGCGGGGAUUGAUGAGCAGUCCGAGAACACGUUGAGAUUUUAAAUAGCAAAUUAUUCAGUUAAUUGUUGUCAGAUUUAUUUUAUACGAAUGGAGAGCAUUUGAAGUGUUAAACAUGAUUAUGAAACCAAAGAAAACAAAGUUAAGAACCACGACAUAGGCAGCCAUAUAGUUGAGGCGAUUGAUUUUUAUAUAGUGAAUUGUUAAUUAUUGCAAAUAGCGAGUAGAGGUUUUAAUAAGAGUCAAAAGUAAUUGCAAUGGCAAGCAGAAAAGUUUAUUUGUGGUAAUCGCGAUACCCGAGCCACAUUAGCCCAACCUGUUUACUGAUUUUAGGAUUUUAACGUCGUAAAUACCAAAGAAAAGUCAAUGUUACUACAGCUGUCGCCUUCGUUUUAAACACACGUAGUACUCUAACGUCCCUAGUAGCUCCCCGAACCCUUCUUCUUGAUUUGUUCACCCCGAAAGCUUUAAUCGUUGAACGACCCGGUUACAAAUUCGAGACAUAUUCUACAUAUACCAAAUAACAGUAGCGGAGUAGGUGGAGGUCAUAGUGAGUAGGACAACACUUCGGUUUAUUUGCUGUUUGUUGUGGCUUCAUAGUCGUAGAUAGCUUAGGCCUAAAAUGUGGAAGCUGGUAAAGAAUCGGAGGUGGUCAGUUGGUGGUGGGUGGAACAACUGGAGGCUGCGACUGCGAGGGCGCCUGUUUCGGCUUUUGCCGCUUGGAGCUGCUUUCCUGAUCCCGGUCCUGUUCGAUAUGUAUUUGUACUUGUACUUAGAACUCGUAAGCAUACACUACGGAAUAUAUAUCACUGUGUCAUAUCGUACAUUUAAAGCAAGUAAGGCAGGUGGGCGAAGCAACCAGAAGAGGGUAAACUGUUAACGCAAAGUAUUCACUUAUUGAAGUAUGUAUACAAACCUAAAUUAUAGCGACCGAGCAUCAACUACAUAAUAUACACAGAUAAAUACCAAACUAAACCCUAACACGAUUGGCAGCAAUCAAGUACUACAAAUUGUAUAUGCAUUUAACUUAGAAUAACUACAACUAACUAUACACUAAUAACUGAUACGAAAACCAAUCCAACUGUUAGCUGGCGAAAGACAACGGCAAAUGAAUUGAUAAUACGCUACACAUUAGGCAUUAAUGUUAGUCAACAGUGAAUGAAAAGGAAUCGAAAUGUAUUGCACAAUAUCGAACACAUAUAAAUAUUAGCGAAAGUAACUAAGCCUACGCGAAUAAGGCGCAUACGAAUAGUAUCGGAUACGUAAGCAAUGGUGGCAGGAUGCAGUUCAGAAUUCAUUUCGUUAUGUUCAAAACACAAUCUCGAAAUCGGAAAUGUGUUCGACCGAAUCCACGGCGGAAAUCUCGGAUAGUUUGAAAUGGAGCUCAGUUCUAUUACGGUUUGGAUAAUUUGGAUAAUGAGUACGCAUAAGUAUAUAUAAAGAAUGUGUGAGUUUAUGUGUGUAUUAAAUGUGCCUACACUUUCGUUUACUUUCGAACCACAAAGAUCCUUCCGCCCACGCCCGUGCACCCUUAGUUUCCGCCCCACUUUGAGAACCCUUUGACGCUUUACGGGGAUUUUUUUUUGUUUUUCGAGCGAUUUGCAAGCGAUUGCAAAUGAGGUGAAUAUUUUUUCUGUCGAACUUAACAAGUAAAUGGAGACCAAAUGCUCAGGGCUUUAGCGAGUUACAUUAGGCGUAAAAUACAAAAACCAAAUAUGGGGAGACCCACCUAAGAACUAAGUGCAACACAUCACGAGCAUACUCCAUCAAACGUUAGGCCAAUGCAUUUUAGUUGAAACUUUAGCUCUUGUCAUCAGCAGCAGAAGCGGCGGGUGCAACACCAACAUCAACAAUAACAACAGCAGCCACAACAAGAACAAUCCAGCAAACAAAUUUACAAAAUCCAAGCAAUCAAUUUGUUGAAAAGACUGAAAACCAUAUAAAACAAAAAGAAAAGGAAAGUAAACCAACAACAUAAAACUACCUUGUGAACGAAUAAAGGGUUCAUACAGAUCGACAUCAAACAAAAAAAUAUACAAGCAAAUGAAAUGCGAAGAAGAUCCCCAGUUGUAAGAAGUGUCAGAGUUUUCCUUGGGUUUUCGAUCAUUUGAAAUGUUAGGUUGAACCAUUUUCUAGCGCGUCAUUGAACUUUAUCAAAGUAACAUAACAAACCUUAAGGUAAUAGUGAAAUAUUAGCGGAAAUAAAAAAAAUAUUACCACCAGCAUUUUGCUACCUUCUUAAUAUGCAAGUUUAAUAAUAAAAUGCAAUAAGGAAUAGAUUAACAAUAGUUCAAAACUUAUCGAAAAGAAGGAGAAGAGUUUUCAAUUAGGAGGGAAAACAAUACCGAAUAGACCUAUCGCCGAAGUGACACACUCCUCCCAGGGCGAUGUGCAAAAUUAAUACCGAUUUUAUUAAACUUUAAAAUCAUUUUCAAAAACCCACCAUAAGAGGAAGCGAAAAGAACGAAAUAAAUCUAAAGUAAAUCUAUACCGUUUCCGUUUGCUAAACCUUUUUCUUCAUUGGUCCUCCCAUACUAAUGAUAUAUGAACGAAACUCAAACAAUUAAAAGUUAAAAAACUUACAUAUGUAUAUAUCUUAAUAUCUUAUUGCGGAUACCCAUACCUAUAGCGCAGACCUAGUGGACAGGCUAAACCCCGUCGGUGCAAAACCCCAUCCUACCAACUGACACGAACUUAUUGCAAAGCGCCAUUAGCGAGGAUUCGUUAGAACGGAUAAUACUCUGAUUUACCACUGCCACAAAGAAACAAACAAAUUGUAUCGUUAAUAUAGAUAUAAUACAGCCGGUACAUUAUACAAAUACUUUGCAUAUAGCGUAAAAUUAAAUAUUGAGAAGUGACUAAUUUGACAAGGACACGUCGGAAAUACAUUGCAAUUAUAUAGUAUGCAUAAUGCAUUGGCGGACGUGCAUGCAGCGUCUGCGUGUAUGUGAUUGCCUAAUGAGCAAGUAAACUUUACGUUAUAAUUUAUUCCGAACAAAUAACAAUAAUAAUUAUCGCAAAAACAAAUGCAAACUAAAACAGAAAUAAAGCGAUGUUACAUUAUUAAUGAAAAUAUAUAUACAUAUAAAUAAAAAUGUGUUUUGGUA